Molecule: messenger RNA, 5110 nt
Organism: Portunus trituberculatus (swimming crab)
Lineage: Eukaryota; Metazoa; Arthropoda; Malacostraca; Decapoda; Portunidae
Product: prostatic acid phosphatase-like
Exons: 8
Coding region: 144-1430 (428 amino acids)
Biological process (GO): dephosphorylation
Molecular function (GO): phosphatase activity
Source: RefSeq, a predicted model, not a curated record
AACGAGAAGCCUGGGGGAAGGGGAGACUGAGAGAAAUUAGAACGUUAUGAAGGUAGUCAGUGGCCAGUCAGUCAGUCUUGAAAGUGAGACCAUGAGAGUAACAAGACCUUGACUACACGUGCCUCUCCUCCUCCCCUUACGUCAUGACAACCUCUCCUCUUCCCCUCCUCCUCCUGCUUUUCCUCAGCUUCCUGGACCGUCAUGCGUGGGCCCAGGGGCAAGACAGCACCCUUCAGCUGGUCCAAAUGCUGUACCGUCAUGGGGAUCGCUCUCCCAUCUCGCUGUACCCCAAUGACCCCCACGGCAACGUCUCCGCUGUCUGGCCCAUGGGUCUCGGCCAGCUCACCAAGAAGGGAAAGGCCAUGCACUAUGAGCUGGGGCGUUGGUUGAGGACCCGCUACGACACAUUGGUGGGGCCUGACUGGGUACCGGAGGAGCUUAUUGUCCGGAGCAGUGACACGGACCGCACCCUCAUGUCUGCUGCCUGUAACCUUGCUGCCUUCUACUUCCCCAAGCAUGAUGACGAGAGGUUUGAGAAGCACCUCCCAUGGAUGCCCACCCCAAUUCAUACCAUCCCUGCUGCCCUAGAUAAGCUUAUACUAAUUGAGUCAUCCUGCCCGAGAGUCAAGGUGGAGGAGAAGAACAUGGACUACUUGCCGGAGGUGAAGAAGAUACUGGAGGAGAACCAGGACCUCUUUAAGUUCCUCACAGAGAAGACGGGACAGGCUGUGGACAACAUUACUGCAGUCAGCUACAUCUUUGACACACUGAUGAUUGAGUCAGCAUACAACCUGACACUGCCCAGCUGGACCAAAGAUGUGUGGGAUAGGAUGGAAAGACUGCAUUUCUGGAGCUUCAAGUUAAUGGCAUACACUCCAGAACUGAAACGUCUUAGAGGAGGUCCUCUCAUCAAGGAGUUUGGGGAUAACAUGAGGAAGAAAGUAGCUGGGUCUUCCUCCUCUUCCUCCUCCUCGAAUGUAGACACUAAGAUCUACAUGUAUUCAGGUCAUGAUGCCACCUUAGCCAUUGUGACAGAGGCCCUUGGGGUGUACAAUGGUCUCCCUCCUCCAUAUGCUGCUCUCUUCCUGCUGGAGUUACAUAAAGUGGAUGACCAGUAUUUUGUGAAGAUGUAUUACCACAACGACACAGCCAUGAGAGAGCCUCCUUACCCACUGGUCCUGCCCGGCUGCUCAGAGCAGUGCCUUCUUGACGACUGGCUGUCACUCACGGCCAAGGUAGUGUCAGAUGAUUGGGAUAAAGAGUGCCAUUCAGGCUUUCCCUUCGGCCUUUCUCUCAAUACCUUUGCUGCCAUCUGUGCAGCAGUGAUACUUGGGGUGCUGCUCCUCAUCCUACUGAUCUACAACCUCAUCAUUUGCCACCGCCAGAAGAGCCACUUUGCCUACAGACCCGUCCCCAGCUCCAGCCCCUAGCAGACCCACCAGGGGGAGUUCAAGGUUCUGCCACACCAAGUGUUCCCACCAUGUCAGGUAUUCUUGUUCCCUAAAGAGAUGAGUUGUUGCUGGGUGUGCUGGCUCUCACAUUGUGUUGUGUGUUGUCUGGUGGAAGUCGCCGCUGGUGUGGCUGCAGCCUUUGUUGUGAGUGUUUAUCUUUUUUUAGACUUUACCAACAUCCAAACCAGUUGUGUAAUGUAGCAUUGUAGUGUUGUGUAGUGGUUGCAAUACUUUUAUGUUCUCAAUAUUUAUUUGAGAUUAUGUUUACAUAUUAGCUAUCUUCAUGUGAGUGAAAACUUUUCUUUCUAAUGGAUGUCCUUUUUAUUCUAUAUUUAUUUUUAUGGAGGUUGUGACAGUUAUGGCGACAACGCACGUGACAGUCAGACGAUCAUAAUUUGUGGUGCCAAUUUUUAUUCUUUUAAGCUGACUAUUGUCAGUGAGGUGGAGACAAGAUACUUCCAGUUGAUACACAUCCCAAGGCACACCAUUAGCAUGCCCUCAUAAUGGACACCAUUCUGAGCUGUCUCCACCUGCUUCCCCCGUUACAGUUACAGCACAGAUUCCCUGAACAUUAUGCUCAGCUUAUAUCAAUAAGUUGUUUGACUCGCAAGGAUUUUUUAAAUCACAAGGAUUCUCCUCUCCCUUACAAGGGGACAGUCUGUUGAAGUGGUGCAUAUAGGCUACAGUAGUCCCACCGACUGUUUAUAUGGCUGUAAAGAUUACAGUAAAAAGAACAUGAGAAAACAAAUCUUUAGACUUAGAGAAUAAGAACUGCAUGGCUUAGUGUGAGUUGAACUGUGUGGCCACACGUCUCAAGUUCAUGCCUUGCCCAUGGCACUUGCUUGGUGAGGGAAAACGAUCUUUCCAUUAACCUAACUUGAGAUUUUACUAUCCAUACAUAAUUAAUUCAAUCUUGUGACUAUUGUGAAGUGAUUGUCAUUGGUUUGUGUGUAUGUAUGUGUGCGUGUGCGUGCGUACAUAUGUGCGUGCGUGUGCUGGUUGUUGCAUAAUAUCAUAUCUGAGUUGCCAGCACAUCUCAGUCUCUUUCAGAAUGAUCAGAUGUACAAGAGCAAACGCUUAAUCCUUCCAGUUCAGAGAAGACAGCUUGACUGCAUUGUUGUGAGAAAUUUUACUGAUAUAAUAUUUAUAUACAUAUAUAUAUAUAGGAAUAGUAUACAUAUAUAUAUAGUACAUGUAUUUUUGGACUUUACAGUACUGGUCUUCAUAUAUGUUUAUUUAUUUUAUGAAGUCUAUUGUUGUGAUUAUCUCUCUCAAUGGUGAUAAUAUUACAAAGCUCUAUAACUUGUCAUAAAAAGGAUGUACUUAUAAUGUUGCCAAGUGUGUUUGUAUCUGUGAACCAGGAGAGCACCUUACCUAUGCAAUAUCAAUUCUGCCAGUAAGAUUUUUGCAAUGUACACAUUUACACUUCUGGACUUUGCAUUUGGUUCAGAAAUCUGCCCUUCCAAUCUAAAGCAGAUUUGUCAUGAUCUUCACAAUAUGAUCUAUAAAUUUUUAUUGAAUAAAAUCUUGUGAAUAUUUGUCAUGUGGACUUAAUAUUGUAAAGUACAGCCAUCAACCUUACUGACACAUUGUGUAGUACGGGAAGGACUCUGUGAUGAGCAAAUGAUGUAGUAUAUAUUAUCUGCUUGCCACACUACUGUAAGAAGUUUCAGAAUGACUGCUUGAAAAUAGUAGUAGUACUGUUCUUUGCAAAAAUUUCAAAAGAUCCACAUGGCCUAUGCAAUGCCUCCAUCAUGCACAUAGUAUUUCACAUGUUACUUCUCUCACUGCCUGACAAAUGAAAGCUGGUAAUUGGUUAUGCUUUUGUUCCUCUGCAAGUAAUGGUAGUUUGAUUUGUAUAGAACAUAAUUUGAACCUAACACAGGACCAAAGUUUCAAGCUGUUGGCUGUUAAAGGAAAAGUAAUGUUAGUAAAUGGAUUGCUAGUUUUACAUUGCAUUUGUAUGUGUAUUUUUAAAAGGCUUCUAUGAAACCUUUCAUGUUCAGUAGUCACAGUGGAGCAUGCAGAACACAACAUAUCCUGACAUAUAUGUUCAUUGUCAAAAUAAUAGUGACAUGCAAAAGGAAAGAAAAGAUAAUUUGAAAAAAUCAUAACCUCCUAUGACAUGUCACUUGUACUCAUGAGACAUGGUCACCAAACUUUUGUGAAACAGCAGGCAAUCCAGCAGUCAUGCAUGGGGUGUCCUUUCCACAGUCUCACCACAGAGCUUCAUCAUAUGGACACUGAUGCUUCAUACAACUGUCAGGCCAUCUCCUGUUCAGCAGGUAGUGUUUGAUUGUGUUGCCACACAUGUGCAGUGAAUAUAAUGUUAAUAUGUUAUGUGUGUGGACCACAUGAGAGCUCUGAAAUAGUCAAGUGUUGUUGGUGGCCUGUCUCAAUUUUCUGCUCCCUCCAUUCUGUGCAGAAGCAGAUUCAGUUCCUGUCGGUGGAGAAGAAAUGCUAGUGGUGUGAGUAAUUGAGGUAUCAGUGUGUUGGUGCUUGUGUUGCUACUCACUCUACACCACCACCAUUCCUCUCUGCCAUUCUUUUAUGCCUUCCUGUAAUUUGUCAUGUGAAAUUUUGUAAUUUUCUCACUGUGAGAAGUCUUUUACUACAUAUGUAUGUAAUAGUUCUCCUUAGGAUAGGACAGUGUGUAUGGAAGUCCUAAUAGGACUGUAUAUAUGUGUAUAUUGCCUCUGAAUAUCAAUCCUGUCCAAUGAUUGGCUGCAUUCAUGCAUCUUUACACUGUUUCAAGCCAGUCCCUGGCUGAUGCCACAAUCCGGUGCAGCACCUCAGUGCAGGUCCCAAGCCCAGACAAUUGGGGAGGAUUGUCCAAAGAGCAUCUGGUGUAAACCUUUAACCAAAUCACUUUGCAGAUGUAAUCUGCUGUAAAACACAGGUCAUGUUCAAGGACGGCUUAAUAAAUCUGUCGGAGAAGAAUUGUCUUGAACACCAUUUAUACAUGUUCUGGAGAUUUUUCAAUCAGGCCAUGCUUGUGACAUCUUAACCAGGAGACCUCUAAGAAAACAGGACAAGCACUUCUUAUAGAUUCAUAUUAGUUGAUACUAAUUGAAAAGUUGCAUUGUUUUGGUAUUGGAUUAGUCAGAUCCUAUGCUGGUGUGACCAGUUCCUUUAAUUUCACAUUAUAGGCAACUUUUCUCACCUGUACCUGGUGCUGAAAGAAGAGAAGUGCUUUGAGAUUUUGUAAAGGAUUGGUUCCUUGAUUUAUGGAGUUCGUGUUCUGUGUGUUAGCAACAAUGUAACAACACACGCACACCUUGUAAUACUAAUCUAUGCACAUAAACUGAAAGACAAAAGACAAAACAGUUGUGGAGUAGUUAAAGUAAUGUUUUAUACAUUUUACUUGAGUAUUUUUAUAUUGUAUUAAGGAUACGAUUUGUUUGGAUUUUUACGUAUUGGGUAAUGUGAUGUAGCAAACAUCCUCGAAUGGUCUCAUAGUGGGAUGAGCUUUUGCCAUGCCGGUGAUGGUAACAGUAAUGGUAUGUAUACAUGAAAUCAUAAAAUGCAACAAAAUAUAUGGUAAUGUUACUUCAAAAAGAGGAUGUGGAAAAGUAAAAUAUUUGUGCUUGGCAUUACAUCUCAUUCUUCAUCAGUGUUAAAUUAUAUUUUCUUUGUUUCUAAUAAAAUGUAUUCUUUUU